Molecule: messenger RNA, 945 nt
Organism: Ipomoea triloba (trilobed morning glory)
Lineage: Eukaryota; Viridiplantae; Streptophyta; Magnoliopsida; Solanales; Convolvulaceae
Exons: 3
Coding region: 1-945 (314 amino acids)
Source: RefSeq, a predicted model, not a curated record
AUGAGUAUCAUCACUUGGAACUGUCGUGGGCUUGGGAACCCGUCGACGGUUCAGACGCAUUCAUCUCUCUCAAUCCUGAAGAGGCAGAAUGGCGCUUUACAAGUUUUUAUGGCUGUCCUGAUCGAAAUCGUCGCCAUGAAUCUUGGUCUCUCCAUAAGCAUCUUUCCAGCUCUAGCAUCCUCCCCUGGGCGGUCAUGGAUCCCACAACCAGUUUUACCUAAUCCCAGAGCCUGCUUCCAUUUUGAAAGCCUCUGGCUACGUGAAGCCCACUAUCGCAAUAUCAUGGUUGAAUGCUGGUCCAGAACUUCAGGGCAAAGUCUCAUGGAUUGGGUGGGGAGUUGCAGUAAGGCAAUAUGGAUAUGGGGGAAGCAUUUCACACGCAAUUUUCAUAGGCGCCUUGAUUUUUGGCGUAAACGCAUGGAGGCAACUAAACACAGGCAUGAUCAUUAUGGUGUAUUUCUCUUUAAAGAAGCCCAAACAGAAUAUCUCCGGGUUCUUCAACAUCAAAGUGAUUAUUGGCGCCAACGGGCAAAACAAUUCUGGCUCAAAGACGGUGACACUAACUCCAGUUUCUUCCACCGGUCAGUGCAACGCAGACAACAAACCAACCGCAUUACUCAGCUUAAGGAUAACAAUGGCGCUUGGGUAGAACGAGGUAUUCAACUUGACUCACUCAUAACCUCAUAUUUUCAUGAUCUUUUCUGCCCUUCAAUGAGUAAUUGCGAUUCUGUGCUAAACUGUAUUGAUCCUAUAAUCUCUGAUGUCCAAAAUGCUGCUAUGGGUAGAGGGGUUUCAAUUCAGGAAGUAAAACUAGCUUUAUUUGACAUGAAAGCCGAUAAAUCCCCCGGUCCCGAUGGUUUGAACCUGGGUUUCUACCAACACUUUUGGGAUAUCCUUAGUCAUGAUAUUCACACUUUCUGUUCUGAUUUCUUCCUCACUGGUUAG